AUGCGCUCCGAUCGCACGUAUCUAGAACAUGAGGACCAAAUCACGGCCUUCUGCGACUGGAUGGAACGUGCGAACUCUCAUCACAGUUUGGCUUCAUAUGAUCCAGGCAUUCUCCAUGAAAUCUUCUCGACAACGCUCUAUAAUCCACGCGUUCCCAAUUUACGGAAUGAAUGCAACUGCAAUAACAUGCUCUGCGUGUUAACACAUAAGAUGGACAUGCACGCAUUCUGGGACAUGCCAGCAACCACGAUUAGAUCCUCGUCUAUGACAGUGCUGUUGGGUCCUUGGCGCAUUGACAUUGAAGGCGAAAAGGACCACGUCACCGGGGAACAAGAACCUGUUUAUUUAUCUCACCUCAUCAGACGUAUCCAUUGCGAAUUGCACAAACCUAUGGAGAUCUUCGAUCUUGACAUUAAAAGAAUUCCGGCGCAUUCCAUCGGUCUAUUUUACGAAUAUCGCAGAAUGCUGCGUCAAACCGAUGCUUAUUGGAGGCAGAGGGUGGGGCCGCACUCCAGCGCCAGUUAUAGGGGGUAUGAGAGGAUCGACUUUCUCGAGCGUUACACCAUUGGAAAUACAGACCGAGUUAUGACCCUAAAACUCGCCUUCCCGAUCCCUGGUCGCCUCUGCGUCGCGCUAGUUUAA
Fomitiporia mediterranea MF3/22 is the source of this 642-nucleotide messenger RNA. RefSeq lists its product as uncharacterized. The record is from RefSeq and is a predicted model, not a curated record. The transcript has a single exon. Lineage: Eukaryota; Fungi; Basidiomycota; Agaricomycetes; Hymenochaetales; Hymenochaetaceae. The coding region runs from base 1 to 642 and encodes 213 amino acids.